AUGACAACUGUUUUGAAUGUCCCCUGCACCAACCGCCCAAAUCCCUUCUCCAAGCCAAUCCAAACCCUUCUAACACCUAGCAACCUUUCCUCGGCGCCAACGCCAGACGAGACAGCUGCCCAACUUGUCAACUCUGUGACUACGUCGUCGGACCCUACCAACGCACUCUGGGAGCUCUGGGACGCCUUUUUCACGGCUGUCGUCACCUCUCGAACGUCACACGACUCUCAUCUCGCCCUCCUCGGCGCCCUUCACGCGCAGCCACCAACGCAGCUCAAGGGACGCGCAAGAUCUAGCCUAGGCAGCUACAUUGAGACUGACGGAAAGCUACACUGGCAGACACUGCCGCGGUUCAGCGCGCAGUGGCAAGACGUGCACGAUAUUCUCGAGGCCUGGCGCGACUGGGAUGGUGUGCGUUCGGGUGCGGGAGAUAACUCUACUAUUAGUGCGUUAAGUAAUAGCGGGGAUGAGUACUUUCUCCGCUUCUGCGUCUUCUCGGCUGCGCUGCUAAAAGCGACCAAAGGUAAAGGUGAGGUGCACCCUAUAUGGGUCUUUUAUGCGUGUCGUGACUUGCUGGAGCAUGAGGGACCCCAGCCCCGCCCACCAAAAGCGCAUAGGAUGUCGUCGAAGCAGUUGUGGGCGCUGGAUGUCCGGAUAGCAGCGAUCUGGAUGCGGGAUGGGGGUUGGGCACUAUGGGAUACGGACUAUGAUGAGCUGCGGCGGCACUGGGCGGCGGCGUUGGAUGAUCAGACAGAACUAUGGCCGAGAGAGGAUGGUCUGACGCGGGAGCGUUGGAGAUUGUGGGGAGAGAGGCUGCAGGCUUUAAGUACGGAGGGAAUUCUGGACAAGGAAACGAGGGUUGUGGUUACAGAAGCUGCUGAAGUGGUUGGUGGCAUUUUGGAAGGCUCGACUUAG
This is a messenger RNA of Penicillium robsamsonii, 915 nucleotides long. RefSeq names its product DUF3632 domain-containing protein. The transcript has a single exon. Bases 1 to 915 code for a protein of 304 amino acids. Lineage: Eukaryota; Fungi; Ascomycota; Eurotiomycetes; Eurotiales; Aspergillaceae. The record is from RefSeq and is a predicted model, not a curated record.